AUGUCUCUCCCACGUCGAUCCUACGAUCCGAGGCGCGUCUGUCUUAUUCCGCUACCUCAGCUUCCGGCAUUCCUCCAAACGAGCAAGCGCCAGUUCGGCAUUUACCUCUCUGGAGCCCUCUUUGCCCUAGGUUGGUGGUUCUUCCUCGAUGCCUCCAUCAUCUCUUCGAUGCGCCGCCGCGUUCCCGCAGACCCUACGGUCCCUUACGAACCACCAGCCACGUACAUCACCUUUGCCGACUGGGUGCCUGGUCUGUGCGGUACCCUCGGCAUGAUCGUCGUCAACUUGAUCGACAAGCAGCACCUUACCGAUGUUGGGGCUGCGUUUUCCUUUGGUGGUGGCAGCGGCGGUGGUGGGUUUGCAGGUGAUAGCGUCCAAUGGAGAGCUAGGCUGUUUCUCUUUAUCGGUUUCGCACUCAUGGCCGGCGGUUUGGCGGGGAGCAUCACUGUGUUGACUGUCAAGUAUCUGGUGCCGUAUCUGCCAGAGGGUUACGAGUAUUAUGGUGUUGCCAACGUGAUCCAGAAUGUCUGCAUCAUGUCGAGCACCGUGCUGCUCUGGUUGAGCCAGAACACCGAGAGCGAGUACGAGUACAAUCUGACGCUCUGA
This is a messenger RNA of Mycosarcoma maydis (corn smut), 606 nucleotides long. RefSeq lists its product as uncharacterized. Lineage: Eukaryota; Fungi; Basidiomycota; Ustilaginomycetes; Ustilaginales. Gene Ontology annotation, biological process: late endosome to vacuole transport via multivesicular body sorting pathway; protein targeting to vacuole. Gene Ontology annotation, cellular component: fungal-type vacuole membrane; Vps55/Vps68 complex. The record is from RefSeq and is a predicted model, not a curated record. The transcript has a single exon. Bases 1 to 606 code for a protein of 201 amino acids.